Molecule: messenger RNA, 1149 nt
Organism: Symbiodinium necroappetens
Lineage: Eukaryota; Dinophyceae; Suessiales; Symbiodiniaceae
Source: the annotation of a GenBank genome assembly
AUGGUCCUAGGUGUCCAUGAAGACGACACAGACGACGACGUUUAUCUUUUUGCUGAGAAGUUUCGGUUCAGAAGGCUGCAGGCCGAGUUGAAGCUAACGCGAACCGGUGCAGAUGCUUUGGAGUUCGAGCUUGUGGGAGACGACUCUAUCGGGAAGCAUGCUGGACUCGGCCAAGCAGACCUCUGGCUCAGUGGCUUCGAGGUCGUCACUGGGAGCACCAUCAUCAGUUGGGCCUCGAGCCUCGCAGCGAACCGCGCUGCCCUAGCAAAGGGCCAGAACGGCACGGUCCACUUCGAUCUCGCCGGGAAGAUACACGCAAAGAAGAAGAAGGGCAGCUGGGUGGCGGAGUUGUUCCAAACCAAGGUGCGAUACUUCAGUUUCAGCUUCGAGAACCAACAAAUCCUGGACUUCGCGCUGAAUCGAUUUGGCGGCAUAGACCAGUUGCUCUUGGAUAACCUCUUUAAAUUGGUCGAGACGGCCAUUCCUAUCAACCUCCUGGCCUCCCUGCAGUUUCUGCCGCUGAGGGAUGACCAACCACCUGAGCUCCAGGACCUUUGGCUGAGCGGGCGGAUGAAGUUGUCCGGGCAAAUGACAGAAGUGAAUGGCGAUCUUGCGUUGGAGUCAUCGUUUGACUUGACGGCACACACUGUACCUGCCAAGCUUCUGGACGUUCUGAUCAAAAACUUCGACGUGGAACGCCUCGCGGAGGAACUGGUGGGUGCUUUCCUGGCGGACCCCAAAGUGGCAAAGGCACUGCAAACUGGCGGCAAGAAUUUGAUCGAGAAUCUGCACGAGUACAGAUUCGUGGUCAGCGACCAGCUUAAGUCCCUCACAGAGAAGGAGGUGAACCUCGAGACGCUUCGCCCACUCCUGCUGGAGCAAGCCAGGAAGAUCACCAGCGAUCUACUGGUCCAAUUUUUGCAGCCCUUCCUGAAGGCUCAUGCAGAGGGCAAGUCCGACUACUUCCGGGGUUUCAACGUGCAGCUGGGUGGCGGUCUUCACUGGGAUCCAUCUGUUGAGAAUGGCCUUGCACGUGUGCAGCUCCAGCCUAGAGAGCUUAAGCUACAAGCAGGAUUGGAUGAUGAUGAGAAUCCACUGUACAGCUUCGCAGAGGCCCCUCUGGAAUUAGUGGAUGUGCUUGCGCUCCUU